AUGUUUCCAACACGAGCUCUCUUCAAGCGCUCAGUCUGGAAGGCUACACCCCCGCCCGAUCACUACUUUGCUCCACCGGCUGCUAAUUGCGAUUGGGAGGUUGAUAGAUUACCGGUCCCUAUGACGGCGCCAAAACCGAACGAGCGUAUGCCGGCGAUCCAGACCCAAGCGAGAAGUUGUACGAUUGUGCCGCAUUUUGUAGGUCAUAGGUUUCAAGUGCACAAUGGGAAGACGUACAAUGAGUUCACGAUCACCGAGGAUAUGGUGGGACAUAAGCUGGGAGAGUUUUCGCAGACGCGGAAACCAUUCCAGUAUAAGAUGUCGAAGAACAAAUAG
This is a messenger RNA of Morchella sextelata, 336 nucleotides long. RefSeq lists its product as uncharacterized. Lineage: Eukaryota; Fungi; Ascomycota; Pezizomycetes; Pezizales; Morchellaceae. Gene Ontology annotation, molecular function: RNA binding; structural constituent of ribosome. The record is from RefSeq and is a predicted model, not a curated record. The transcript is spliced from 3 exons. Gene Ontology annotation, cellular component: ribosome; cytosolic small ribosomal subunit. The coding region runs from base 1 to 336 and encodes 111 amino acids. Gene Ontology annotation, biological process: ribosomal small subunit assembly; translation.